GAGCACUGCCCUCUAGAGUUAGGAACGACCAGCACAUCUGUGCGAGGGGAACCUUUACCUUUAAAAUGACACAAAGUCACUCUUUCCCCAGUUGCCCCUGGACACCUUCACUUCCUUUAACAGAGGAAGUUCUGGUGGGACUGGUCAACUCUUGACAAUGCCCAAAUCAUAAGUCCUCAAGGCCCGGUCACCAGUCCAAUGAAAGCAGCAGCCUUUUUCUCCAUGUCUGCUUCUCUUGAUGGUCCUUCUUCUUGGCAUGUCUUCUCCUUCAGGUAUUUCCCUGCCCAUCCCAGUCAUCGGCUUGCAAGACGACUCUCGGGUCUUUGUGAACGGGAGCUGCGUCCUGAACGACGAAAACUUUGUCCUCAUCGGCUCCUUCGUGGCGUUCUUCAUCCCCCUGAUGAUCAUGGUGGUGGCUUAUUGCCUGACCAUCCAGGUCCUGCAGAAGCAGGCCUCUCUCUUCCUCUACGGGGAGCCCCUCAAGCCGAGGAGGAGCAGCAUGAGCUGUCUGAAGAAGGACCCCAACGUGGAGAACCUUUCCAUGCUGCAGAACCACGAGGCGGCUUCCCACUUAAACUCUCCGGUUAACAGAGAAGGGGUCCUUUUCCGGAAAGGCACCAUGCAGUCGAUCAACAACGAACGGCGGGCCUCCAAGGUCCUGGGGAUCGUCUUCUUUUUGUUCCUGAUUAUGUGGUGCCCCUUUUUUAUCACUAACAUCAUGUCCGUCCUCUGCCAGGACGCCUGUGACCAGGCUGUCCUCCGCGAGCUGCUGGACGUCUUUGUUUGGGUGGGCUACAUCUGCUCGGGGGUCAACCCCCUGGUCUACACACUCUUCAACAAGAUCUACCGCAGGGCUUUCUCGAACUACAUCCGCUGCCGGUACGAGAGCAGCAAGAGGGCCUCCCAGCUGCAGAGCCAAUGCCCCAACGUCUCCUGCACGGCCUUCUACGGGAAGGACCUCAACUUGAACAGUUACCGCCAUGAACUCAACAGCACGGAGCUGGAUGAGAUGGAGGCGACCUUGGAAAUACACGUGGGGACCCCGGAGAUCUUGGUCAACAGCUGCAGCGGUGAAAAAACAACUAGUGUGUAAACUUACACGCUUCUUUACUCGCCUCUGAAUCGGACAGCUACGGACAAUGUUUCUGCUAGUCCAGGAAGAGUGUAAAUAUGGCAUUACGAACAAAACCUUUUUCCUCCCCCCCGUUUUUUUUCCAUUUCCGCUUUCUUACUUGUAGCUCGUUGUUUUUGCACCAUUCUUAAAAAAACAGAAACCCGUCUCAGUUGUGUGGGGGACGGAGCAGGUGGGUCUCCUGUGGGAGCAGCUGCAAAAAUACGGCAUCCCUUCUUUUGCUUAUGAAAAUGUUAUUUUCAUUCUGGUGCAUGAACAAAAUACCGUUAAUCUCAGGUGGGUUUUCUUUUUUUUUAAUCUUCUUUCUUUUUCUUUGUUGGGUCUCAGUGGUUAUGAGUAAGUCACGUAUCAAAUAAAGGGAUUUGGGCUGGGAGAUGUCAACAUUUCUUAUUGGGAACCCUGGGUAAACGUCUGUUCUGACCCCCUCCUCCGUCCAGUAACGAAUGCCGAGACAAGCUUAAAUGAGAAUGUCCUUUAAUAACAAGUUCAGACUCUCAGUGGCUGAGGAGACCACUGGUUUCAACCCAAGGUUGGAGACCCCUGUUCUGGAGGAUGGGCUCACCUCAGGAAAGGUGCUCCACCCACAGGUCACUGACCUCCCCCCAAAAAUAAAUCUUUUGCAUACCUCAUUGUAGCGCCCAUGAAGGCACGCGGUGUGAUCUCACAAGGCAGGAAGAAGGGGAAAGAGGGGGGAAUUGUUAACGAUGACAGUUACAUUGAUGUCCGUGGGGAGGGGGGGCACUUCCACUUUUCAUUUUCGAAGACCAGUUAGUAGAACGUGAUGAAGGCUUAUGGAAUUACACAGGGCAGCAAGGGGAGCAAAAAGAGAAGAUGUUUCUUAGCUCUCUCCCGAAACUAUCAGAACUGGGGAGACCAUGCAAGGCAGCCGAGAUUCGGGACCUUCAUUCACACCGUAUCUGGCUGCCUUCUGGAAUUCUCUAGCGCAGGAUGUGGGGAUGACCCCCGUUUGGAACAUUUGAACGAGACUGGAGGGAGGGAGACAGUGGUGGGUUCUGGCCAGUACGGCCCGGUACGGGUGUACCAGUAGUAGCCAGGAGCAGCUGACAGCGUACCGAUACGGGGGCUUAUUGGGCCCAACCGCCCACCCGCGUUCUAUACUGGUUUUUAAAGCAACCGGCCAACUGCGCAUGCGUGCACAGCUUGUGGCACCUGCGCGAGGGCUAAUCUCCAGAUUGGGAUGAAAAGAGGAAGGUCCCCUUUGCCAUCAGGGACCCUCCUGCCUGGAAGAUCAGGGGCCCCAGAUCUCAGCCAACCAACUCUUCACCCCUUUGGCAAAACAUCC
This is a messenger RNA of Thamnophis sirtalis, 2435 nucleotides long. The record is from RefSeq and is a predicted model, not a curated record. Lineage: Eukaryota; Metazoa; Chordata; Lepidosauria; Squamata; Natricidae.